AUGAAUGCAUGCAUGAAUGAGGCUCGGUUGCGUUGGCAUGGAACCUUUUCUGCUGGUUUUGGUGGGGAUGGCAAGACAGCGCAGAGAGUUGCGGCUGCCUGGCUUUGCUCACCGCACCACGUUGCCAUCGUCGUCCAUCGCCAGCAGACUCCGACACUCGCUACCAUGUCUGCCAGCAGUCCGAAGGGGACCACCAACGUGUCCGACAGGGUCAUCAAAGAAGAAAGGAAGAACGAAAGAAAGAAAGCAAGCAAGCGUGGCAGGCACAUGCUGAAUGUCGAGUGUCCCACCGGACCAGGAGCGGUUCGCCGGGUUCCGAGAGACGGACUUGAAGACGACGACGACGACGAUGAUUAA
Notodromas monacha is the source of this 357-nucleotide messenger RNA. Lineage: Eukaryota; Metazoa; Arthropoda; Ostracoda; Podocopida; Cyprididae. The record is from the annotation of a GenBank genome assembly.